Messenger RNA from Melozone crissalis (California towhee), 744 nucleotides. It is a transcript of the gene GSX1, whose product is annotated as GS homeobox 1. The coding region runs from base 1 to 744 and encodes 247 amino acids. Gene Ontology annotation, molecular function: DNA-binding transcription factor activity, RNA polymerase II-specific; sequence-specific double-stranded DNA binding. Lineage: Eukaryota; Metazoa; Chordata; Aves; Passeriformes; Passerellidae. Gene Ontology annotation, biological process: regulation of DNA-templated transcription. Gene Ontology annotation, cellular component: nucleus. The record is from RefSeq and is a predicted model, not a curated record. The transcript has 2 exons.
AUGCCGCGCUCCUUCCUGGUGGACUCGCUGGUGCUGCGGGAGGCGGGCGAGAAGAAGGGGGAGGGCAGUCCUCCGCCGCCGCUCUUCCCCUACGCCGUGCACCCCUCGCACCCGCUGCCCGGGCUGCCGGCCGGAGCCUGCCACGCUCGCAAGGCCGGGCUGCUCUGCGUCUGCCCGCUCUGUGUCACCGCCUCCCAGCUGCACCCGCCGCCGCCCGCCAUCCCCCUCAUCAAGGCUUCCUUCCCUCCCUUCGGCUCCCAGUACUGCCACUCGCCCCUGGCCCGCCAGCAGCACUCCGUCUCCGCCGUCAGCGUCGGGCACGCACCGGCGCUCUACCAGGGCGCCUACCCGCUGCCCGACCCGCGGCAGUUCCACUGCAUCUCCGUGGACAGCACGUCCAGCCAGCUGCCCAGCAGCAAGCGGAUGCGCACCGCAUUCACCAGCACGCAGCUCCUGGAGCUGGAGAGGGAGUUCGCCUCCAACAUGUACCUCUCCCGACUGCGGCGAAUCGAGAUCGCCACCUACCUGAACCUCUCCGAGAAGCAGGUGAAGAUCUGGUUCCAGAACCGACGGGUCAAGCACAAGAAAGAAGGCAAAAGUAGCUCCCACCGGGGCGGGGGGGGCGGCCACAGCUGCAAAUGCUCGUCCCUUUCCACCACUAAGUGCUCGGAGGACGACGAGGACUUGCGCAUGUCUCCGUCCUCCUCGGGGAAGGACGACAGAGGUCUCGCAGUCACCCCCUAA